UUCAGAAGAAAAGGUUUUAUUGUUCCCCUAUUCUUGCAACAGUUCUCAUUUUUCUUUUUCAAGGCUUUAAUGGGCAAGAGAAUAAGAAUUGCAAGGAGGGACACCAAGCAAUCCAUUCGAAAGUGGGGGAAAGGAAAUUUGUAGAUCAGAUGCAACCAAAGAAUGAUGAAACAAAGCAAUUACAAAGUGGAAUUAAGAGAAGUCUUCCUCUGGUCAAUUGGCUUCCUAACCAUACAAUGAUUGAUACAGAAGAAAGACCAUAUAAAUCCAUGGAGUGUGGAAAAUGGUUUAAUAAAUUCGAUCAUCUCAUUUCUCAUGACAAGACAUAUUCAGAAGAGAAACAAUUUACCUGCAUGGAGUGUGGAAAGACCUUCUCUUACAGUUGCUAUCUUAUAACCCAUCAAAGGAUCCACACAGGAGAACGACCGUAUAAAUGCAUGGAGUGUGGGAAGACCUUUACUCGUAGCAGUCAUCUUAAAACCCACAGGAGGAUCCACACAGGAGAAAAACCAUAUCAAUGCAUGGACUGUGAUGAGACCUUCUGUUAUUAUAAGACUUUUAUAGUCCAUCAAAGGAAUCACAGAGGAGAAAGUCCUUAUAUAUGCAUGAAAUGUGGAAAAACCUUUACUUGUAGCAGUAGUCUUAAAUCUCACAAUUUGAUCCACACAGGAGAGAAGCCAUAUCAAUGCAUGGAGUGUGGAAAGAGUUUUAGGAAGAGUGGUAAUCUUAAUUCCCACAAGAGGAUCCACACAGGAGAGAAACCGUAUCAAUGCAUGGAGUGUGGGAAGGCUUUUCGUCAGAGUAGUAAUCUUACCUCCCAUAAGAGGACCCAUACAGGAGGGAAACCAUAUGUGAGAAAUGAUAUAAGUUUGUUAUAGUUAUUCCUGCAAAGAUAAACCAUUUGGACUCCAUAUUUAGCCUAAGAACGAACCAAGAUAACAUGCUAAGUAACAGGUCUUAUUUUUGACGAAAACAUGUUUAUUCCUGAUUUUGCAAGAACAUUGUUGGCAGGGCACAUAAUAAUUCUUGGGUCAUUGGGGGAUUUUUGGAA
Molecule: messenger RNA, 1051 nt
Organism: Notechis scutatus (mainland tiger snake)
Lineage: Eukaryota; Metazoa; Chordata; Lepidosauria; Squamata; Elapidae
Source: RefSeq, a predicted model, not a curated record